This is a messenger RNA of Soboliphyme baturini, 2802 nucleotides long. The record is from the annotation of a GenBank genome assembly. NCBI's taxonomy places the organism in Eukaryota, Metazoa, Nematoda, Enoplea, Dioctophymatida, Soboliphymatidae.
AUGGCCAGUAUUGAGGGUGAAGCAAAUAUCUUUAAAGACAUGACGAUUAUCAGUCCAGAUACAGAUGUCUUGCAUCAUCGCUUUCUGACAUCAAUCAGUGAUGGCAUUUCUACCUAUCCGUCGGUAGAGCAUUACUGCAACUGCCAUCUGUUAAGGUGCCUCGGUCUCUUGACCGAGGCCGAGGAAGUGAACACGAAAGCCAUUGUUGCCGAAUGUAUCCUGAUCACCAAGCAGUUGGUAGAGACGAAGGUCGCCCCUCAAACUGACCUUGCAUGGUUGUGCAAGUUUAUGCGCGACACUCGGAGCAAAAGUCUGUGCUGUGGACUUCGGAUGAGAGCUGAGCAAGACCCCAUUUUCCUAACCACCCUGUUGCAGACGAACGAAAACCUGCUGGUUGUCGCUGACCAACAUGACAAGGAGUACGGCAUCGGUAUGAGCAAAGAAAAUCUGUUGUUGUGGAUGACCGUUAAUAACGUACCUGUCUCGUACAUCAGUCUGCACCUGAGCGAUCCGCUGCAUUCGUCAUACGCUUCUGUCCUGGGCGAAAAUAAGUUGGGCAUCAUCUUGGCGUUUAUCAGGGAUGAAUUCAAGCAUCGUGGAGCUUUCCAGAACUCAGUUGCUCCCGCAAUGUCUAUUUCGCAAAUUGGCCCAGCGCUGACCAACGGCUUCAAGGCAUCCGAAAUGGAUAGCAAAGAAAAUACGUUGAACGUAUGCGAAGAUAUCACUUGCACGAACCACGUAAUGAUACUGAGAGGCAGAUUCUUUCCUCUGAGCAUGUUCUGUUGUUGUCCGUUGGUUUUCAGAAAAAAACGUUAUCGAUCGGUUGCUCAUUACGUUUAUCUGAAGUGGUUUGGCUCUAGUGGAUGUGAUAUAAAGCUUUUAGAGAAGUUCUGGACUACCCCUGAUGCGACGCACUUGCCCGAAAUCGCUGCCAGUUACUCAUUUUCAACCGAAGAAAACUCACCUGAUUUGGAGGCUUCAGCUUCGAAAUUGACCACGUGGUUCGAGAGGACAAUGAACUUGAAGUUUGAGAAGAACCCCAUUUUGAAAGAACUUCUUUUGGCAACAGGCGACGCAUUGUUGAUCGAAACCGCCACCACCAGUUCAGAUUUACUGUGGUCGAUUGGAAUGACUGAGAAUGACCUGUAUCGUCUGCUGGCACUUCCGUAUGUCACACCAUACCAUCUUUUGAAAUGGAGCGUUGAUCCGAAAUCGAAGCCUUCCAAGUUUCAGAACGUGAUCGGUGAAAACCGAUGCGGUGUCUUUCUGAUGCGUCUCAGAGCCCAGCUCCGUUCGUUGCAGUGCGCAGCUUCCCCAGCAGUGAAGAAUUUUGGCAAACCCGAUAGCGAAAGUCUUGAUGCUCCUGACGGUCUGUUUUCGUGCAUUAUGGACGGUUACCACACCGUGAUGGUAUCGGACCAGCGUCUCGUGUGCUUCACUAUCGACAGCGUCUUUCAUCCGAAAUACUAUGCUGCCAUUUCGGCAAGCGGUGGCAUUCUGAUGCCUUCUGCUUGGCACCUCGUUUUUUUUGAGGGAUGUCAAUUUUUAGACUUUCCUCCACAUACACAACAACUGCUGGUUGCGCAAAGCAGCGAUCGUCUUGCAGCCAGUUUCGACCUGCAGACGCGGAUGAGGUGCGUCGAUCUGAGGAAGCUGAGCGAGUGGCACUUCAAACGCUUCUACGAGUCUUUGAAAAACGCUUGCAGGCUGAAAUUUCAGCAGCAUCCUGCGUUACUGAGAUGUCUUCUAGAAACUGGUGAUUCUUUGCUCGUUUUUUGUCACAGACCAACGAGCGGUCCCAACGGAGAACUGUCGACAGGCAUGAGAAAGGCAGAUUUGCAGUCGUGGAUGACCGAGCAGGGUUUGACUGCAGUCGAACUGUUGGACCUUUUCCAACGACUUCCGACCGAUAGACCUCCUUUUCUGGGAGACACACAUAAUGACGGCGUGGACGACGGCAGUUCAGACAUGUCGAAUCUUGACAUUUGGCCAAAUCCUUACAUUAAUGAUCUCAAGAAGGACCACUGUUGGUACGAAAUGAAGCGACAGAAAGUGACCUUGACGGAGGAACAGCAACAAUCUGUGGCAGCUGGUCGAGAAAGUUUCAAGAACGUAGUGGUUGAUUUGGCGGCACAGCUGAAGACACUGAUUCCGGAGAUCGAAAACCUGGAAGCCGAACUUCGAAAAUGCUUGAAACAAAUCAGCGAGGUGAAUGUGAAAUUUCAUGGCCCUGAGACUUGUCAAAUUUCGAAGUUCCAGUAUGAAACAGACGGCUUGAACGUUAUUCCUGCUUGUCCGUCACCAUCUGACUUUGCAGUACCUGACAAAAUCCAUGCCAGUGCACUGAUCAAUCGGCUUUUGUUUCUGGUCAAGAUCGGGUUUUGUGUCGGUCUUAACAAUCAGUUCGAGGACCAAAGCUUUCUGAAUACCGAAUGGAGCGAAUCUACUAACCACAGGAUGAUUAGUCACAUCUGGCAGCAUCUCACUCCUCGUGAACGUUCUACGGCAUUGCUUUGGCUAAAGCACGUGUCAGCAGAGAUGUUAAUGGCACGAGAACAGAAACAGAAGAUCAGAUUCAACUCACGUCAGUUCGUUACAGGCUCUUAUUCAGAAUCCCCCGUAUGGGUCUCCCCUGCCAUGCGUUGUGCACUUCUUACAGGUGUUUCCGGUGUUUUGGAUGAAUCAUCUACAACGACGAACGACGCGCUUUCCAAAAUAAAGUUUUAUGCCGAUAUCAGUUACGACUUGGACCGUUUCAAGUCAGCUGAAGGCUUCGUGGAAAACAUGAUUCGCAACCGAUAG